AUGUUUGGCGAUGGCAUCUUCACCCAAGAAGGUGAGGCCUGGAAGCACUCACGGGACCUACUUCGUCCACAGCUAGUACAUCGACAAUAUGAAGAUCUCGCAGUUUUUCAAGAGCCUAUGGAAGAUUUGUUAAGUGAGCUACCACAAAAUAGUGGUAUAGUCGACCUUCAGCCACUAUUUUUCCGCUUCACACUGGAUGUAACAACCGCAUUUCUCUUUGGGGAGUCCAUUCAUAGCCUAAGGUCAACGGAUAAUAGCCAAGAACAGACUUUUGCGGCAGCAUUUGACCUUGCACAGAAAUAUGUGGUCAAGAGGUUCCGCCUUCUGGAUCUCUACUGGCUCAUCGGGGGUUCUAAAUUCCGCGAUGCCUGCCGUAAAGUGCAUGCAUUUGCUGAUGAGGUUAUUGACCAAAACCUUUCUGCAAGCGCCUCAACAGACGACCCAACCGACACAAGAUAUGUUUUCUUAAAAUCUGUUGCGAAAGCAUGUCCUGACAGAAUAGCACUUCGUGGACAGAUUAUUAAUAUUCUAGCUGCUGGCCGUGAUACCACCGCUUGCCUAUUGUCUUGGACUUUUUUUUUGCUUGUUAGGCAUCCUAAAGCAAUGGAGAAGUUACGAACAGAAAUUUCUCAACUUGAGGAUGGCUCAUUAAACAGAACACACUUGCGAAACCUCCAAUAUCUGCAAAAUGUGUUAAAAGAAACCCUUCGCUUGUAUCCUUCGGUGCCAGUGAACACUCGGACGGCGGUUGAGAAUACUAUUCUCCCAAUGGGUGGUGGGCCUGACAGGAAGUCGCCAGUCUUAAUACCGAAAGGCUCACCAGUGGCUUUUAGUGUCUAUACACUUCACCGCCGUCCAGACCUAUAUGGCCUGGAUGCGGAGUGCUUCCGCCCUGAGAGAUGGGUUGAGGACCUACCACUUUUUAAGGACAAGACCACUCAGAACUAUGGAUACUUGCCGUUUAGUGGUGGGCCGCGGAUUUGUCUGGGAAUGGACUUUGCCCUCACAGAAGCUGCUGUUACUAUUGUCCGAAUAUUCCAGCGUUAUCCAAGUAUCCGGCUUCCCGAGGGAGAACCAAUCGAUCUUGUUGGUGUUGAAAGGCAGACAAUGACACUUGUGUUACAGAUCACAGAUGGUUGCAAAGUGGAACUAGGAUAG
This is a messenger RNA of Pochonia chlamydosporia 170, 1158 nucleotides long. Its product is annotated as cytochrome P450 alkane hydroxylase. The transcript has 4 exons. Gene Ontology annotation, molecular function: oxidoreductase activity, acting on paired donors, with incorporation or reduction of molecular oxygen; heme binding; iron ion binding. Bases 1 to 1158 code for a protein of 385 amino acids. The record is from RefSeq and is a predicted model, not a curated record. Lineage: Eukaryota; Fungi; Ascomycota; Sordariomycetes; Hypocreales; Clavicipitaceae.